This is a messenger RNA of Sander lucioperca (pikeperch), 5003 nucleotides long. RefSeq names its product POU class 6 homeobox 1 (gene pou6f1). Lineage: Eukaryota; Metazoa; Chordata; Actinopteri; Perciformes; Percidae. The transcript is spliced from 11 exons. Gene Ontology annotation, biological process: regulation of transcription by RNA polymerase II. The coding region runs from base 850 to 2940 and encodes 696 amino acids. The record is from RefSeq and is a predicted model, not a curated record. Gene Ontology annotation, molecular function: DNA-binding transcription factor activity, RNA polymerase II-specific; RNA polymerase II cis-regulatory region sequence-specific DNA binding.
GCUACUUCCCCUUUAAGAGAACCAUGGCACCUCGCAAGUCGAAGCAGACAUUUUUCAAUGCAAGAUUUUUCCUUGCAUAAAUUAUGUUCAUGACGUAGUGCAAAAAAGCCAAUUUUGUGGCAAUUUUGUCCGACUUUACAGCUCAGAUGGGAUUUUGUGAGACCCCUGAUGGAUUUUUUGCUAUCUGAACUGUUGCAGAAAGGGCAUCGUCAUUAAAUAUUAAGAGAGAGGAGAUCCUAACAUUGCAACCCUCCUUAUCAAUGCAAAUACCUCUUUUGUGUGCAGUCACAGCGCCUGUCUGGGAGCUGAGAUGAAUUUUUAAUUAGGUGUGACUGAAACAAACUGUGACAAGGACCUUUAUAAAAGCGGGGGAUUACAGAAAAUAAGCUGCAUUUACGCGAAUGUCAGGAAGACAGUGACUGUGGUGGUGCAGUGAGCCAUGAACUCCAAGGAUCCCCCAGCCAAAGAUGCCCCACUUACUGUCAAUGAGCAGGUAACACUCACCUGUCUGUUAAAGCACGAUGAACGGCCUUCUCUUACCACUAUAACCACUCUGAGCUUAGCCAAACCCUGAAAACCUAUGUUGUCCUCAAGUUCUCUGCUGCUGUUUGCUCCUGUCACCCUCCAUGUGUCAACAUACCAUACCACAAUGGAAUGAUUAACCUCCACAGAAGUCCAUUGAAAACAGGACCCACUUUAGGGGUUAGCGGUCUUCAAACUGCCAUGCUUAAUAAUAACUAGUGUUUUUUCUCUGUCUAGUAACAUUCAGUGUGGACAUAGUCAGCAAACAAAAGAAACGCUGCAGAGGGGAGCUUUGAAGAAAGCAUUGCUUGAGCUGCUUGUUGGCUAAUGCUCUUAUCAUUGUUUUUUUUUUUGUACUCAUGCCAUGCGCUUUUCAUUUGUGUCUCUUUUUGUUGUUUGGUUUGUUUUGGGUCAUUGUGUCCUAACAUGUGCUCGGCUUCUCUGUUCUCCGUAGCCAUUCACUGUCUGACUGCAGAAGUCUUUUUUCAGCCAUUUAAAUCCUGCACUUUGAAAUUCCCUGCCAAAGACAGCCAGGUCAUUGUGAUGUCUGGCCAUGAGACGAUUCGUGUGCUAGAGGUAGAAGUUGACGCGUCCCUGCCAUCAUCAGUACCCGAUGUGAAGAGUGAAGCCAAAGCUGAGGAGGGAGUGGCUCGGCCUGCAGAGCAACCUGAGGCUGGCAGCACACAGGACGUGCCCCAGAGCACUGGGGUAGUAGUGCUGGGCGAGCAGCAUGUGGUGUCUGUAGAGGCUCCUGCCCCUGCUGUCCAAACGCUGACUCCUGCUGUUCCCGUCAGUUUGUCCCUGUCGCAGCCACAGGCCGCCAUGCCCAUCACUGUACAAGGCUGUCCACAGGUGCUGACCCAGGAAAGUUUGGCCACUCUGAUGACUGGUAUGAUGGCCCAGACAGGAUCCCUGGGGCAGCCCUUGCUCAUCCCCCUCAGUAUGGCAGGCUCCAUUGGUGGCCAGGGUGGUCUGGCUGUUCUCACCUUGCCUACCACCAAUGUAGCUACUAUCCCCGGGUUCACAGCAGCUAACACGGCCGGAAAUCUCCUCAAACUGCCCUUUGCUGGCCUCCAAGCUGCGACAGUCCUGAACUCUGUCCAGCCCCAACUGCAGACAAAUGCCCAGACGAUGUUCCAGCCGCAAGCAGCUUCCAUACAGCAGGUUCAGGCGACGUCUCAGCCAACACAGGUGACCAAUGCACAGGUUACCGCUGCUCAGGUGGCGGCAGCCCAGGCCACCUCGGCCGCCACUACUGUCUCUCAGUCCAACAUAUCCUUAGCGGCACUCCAGACUGCAGGACUCUCCAUCAAUCCUGCUAUUAUCAAUGCUUCUUCUUUGGGAGCUCAGCCCCAGUUCCUCAGUUCCCUCACCUCCACUCCCAUCAUCACCAGUGCCAUGUCCAACAUGACUGGCAUCACCAGCCAGAUCAUCACAAAUGCCCAGGGACAGGUCAUAGGAACCCUCCCACUGUUGUUUAACCCAGCCUCUCUGGCUGGAGGGGCAGCGACACACACCCUUCCCCUCCAAGGGCUCCAGGGCCUCCAGGGUCUCCAGGGCCUCCAGGGGCUCCAGGGUCUUCAGGGGCUCCAGGGGCUCCAGGGUCUCCAGGGGCUCCAGGUCCAGACUGUCACCCCACAGCUGCUUUUCAACGCCCAGGGCCAGAUCAUUGCCACACUAGGGAAUGGGUCUGCAGUUGCAACCUCUGCUACUACAGUUCUGCCCAAACCGGCUGCUCCUCCAACACUUACCAAAGCUGUCACACAGACUUCGGUAACAACUGUCAGUCAGUCACCAAUUGUCAUCGCCCCGCAGCCGUCUGUACUGAAGACUGCCACCACGCUCUCCUCCACAGUACCCAUCACCUGUGGAGACAUUGCAAAAGUGGGCCAGCUUGUCAGCAAACCCCAGCAGGUAGUCAGCAGCGAGGAAGGCAUUAAUCUGGAAGAGAUUCGAGAGUUUGCCAAGAAUUUCAAGAUCCGCCGGCUGUCCUUGGGGCUUACUCAGACACAAGUAGGGCAGGCUCUGACUGCAACUGAGGGUCCGGCCUACAGCCAGUCUGCCAUUUGCAGGUUUGAAAAGCUGGAUAUCACGCCCAAGAGUGCUCAGAAGCUAAAGCCGGUGUUGGAGAAGUGGCUGGCUGAGGCCGAGCACUGGAACCAGAAAGGCCAGCAGAAUCUGAUGGAGUUUGUUGGCGGUGAACCAUCCAAAAAACGCAAGCGCCGUACUAGUUUCACACCGCAGGCAAUAGAAGUUCUUAACUCCUACUUUGAGAAGAAUGCAUUGCCAACAGGCCAAGAGAUUACAGAAAUUGCAAGAGAGCUAAACUAUGACCGAGAGGUCGUGCGAGUAUGGUUCUGCAACCGGCGACAGACGCUGAAAAACACAAGCAAAAUCAAUGUCUUCCAGGUUCAGUAGCAACCUCAUUCUGGGAGGGUUCGCCGCUGAUCUUUGGUCAUUUUCUUUUUGGAAGAUGAACAUUUAAUACAGCAACACAGUUGUGAAUUGUGUUGCCAAACUCUAUUAAAGAAUAUGAAUUUUUUCAGAAAAGGAAGGAAAUAAAAGUGUGUAAUUUAAUAAUAAUAGUAUUAUGAAGGAGUAGUAAAGAUGAGUUGUGAUUGUAUUUUGAGGCGGUAUAUGUGUACACAACUCCUGUGUGGUGGGUACUAAGUCAAACUGCAUGGUCUUUUUAUCAUAUACAGUGAUGAUAAUACACGUGUCAUAUUAAAACAUUUGAAUAACUUUUAUACAAGUGGUUUUAUAGGCUAUCCCUCUGAAUUGUAUUAAGUGACAUGUGCAUUGAGUCACAUUGAUUUUAGUCACAUAAUUGUCACUUUGUCACAAACCCUGACAUUACGCUGAUAUUUGAAUAACAUGCUUUUGCUACCAUGGAUGUUUUCAAAAUGCUUGCUGCUCAUUUAUUUCAUAUUUACGUAGUAUUUGUACUGCGUGAGCAGCUUUGCAAACAAAUAACGAUUCUGACAGGCAUAAGAUUUUGUAGACUAAAAUAGCUUAUCACCUUAUUUUCAUCAGAAUUAGUUGUUCAAUUAACGUCAAACUUUGCUAUCUAUGGACUUCUGACUUUGCAGCAGUGUUUUAGGACAAUCAUCAUUCUGAUAUUUCUUCAUCAUUACAAAGAUGAGCUUAAAAUCUGUAGUAAUUUCUUUUUGUGUGGCUUUGAUAUUUUUAUUCAGCAGCGUGAAAGGUGUCACACUGUUGUGGCUGUCAAUAGAGAGGGUCAUUUCCGAUGGACAACAGGUUCUUAUCAAAAUAAAGUUGUAGCCUCGGCUAUUGCCUACGAUGCCACAACUGUAAACUGAUUUUUUUUCCUUUGUAAAUUACUGGUCAUGCAAAUAUGCAUACUGUAUAUGUGUGAAUUCAUCACAGUCUGUCCUGUUUUGACAUUUUCUGUUUAAUGUGCUUAUAAUGCUCAGAGUAUUUUGUGAUUUCCUCUUUAUUCACUGUUGUCACUCUUCCCCUGGCUUGACAAUGUUUCUGCUGCAUUUUUGGAAUCUUAAGUUAGAUAAAGUAUGUUUUAGGAGGAGCUUAAUUGGCCAAUUAUGAAGUCAAUUUGAAAUAGUCUUAUGUUGCCUAGAAACAUACUGUAAGCACCAUAUUGUUUUAGCUAAUCUUACUAAGCCUAAUAUCAAUCAAAUUACUGAAUUAAAAAAAAUGUAAUCAACUGUUCAGCCAAGGAAGGGAAGGGUUUUGUGGUUUAAUGUGUUAUGACUUUCAAUCUGAAUGAGUUUGAAGAGUGUUUGCAUGUGCAGUCUGAAGUUAUUUUCUGUAGGAACAAUACGACAGCGUUUUUCUUUGUAUUUGCCAAUUCUUCAAGAAUUCUUCGCACUUUAGUGACAGCAGGGAAAGUACAGUAAAAGGGUUACGAAUGGUUUAUGUACAGUGCAAGGGUUCAGUUAUGUAUGUGGGAAAAUUUAAUGUCUGCAUUUCAGUGUUUAUUGAACAGCAAGAAUCUUUGCUUUGCAAAAUGUAGCAGUACUGGCAAAAUUGCAAUCGUUAACAAGCAACAUCUAUCUCUAAGAUUAACUUACUUUUUAUGCAGAUGAAAUGUAAAAUACUGCAGAUUAAAUAUAAAACCUAAUAUGCAUUAAACACAUUCUUUGAUUUUGUGAAUUACAUGGUGCAUUUGAUGGUCCAGCUCAGUUUCGUUUUGAAUAAUUUUGAAUAAAUAGGCCUAUAUUGCAGUGGACAUACAUACAGUAUAUGCCUAACCAUACAAAGUAAUUGAUAUUGCAAAGAUUAUGCUUUAAUGUGUUUUCCGUCAUAUUCAAUAUGGGAUGACAAUGUUUAAUAUUGUUUAAUAAAGUUAUCAAUAGAGAAAAGAAGAGCUAAACUAUAAUAAGAUAUCAGCUAUACGUCAUUUGAUUUUUGCAAAGCACAUAAAAUGUGAGAAAAGGGAAAAAGAAGUUGAAUGCUAUCUGUCUUUCUGUCAGAAAAAUCAAAUAAACCCUGUUUUUACUAAC